AUGCAGAAGGGAUUUUUUUUCGUAUGUUUUAUAUUCCAGGCAGAGGCCAUAAUAUAUGUUGUUGAUUCAAGUGAUACGGAUAGGCUGGUGAUUGCUAAAGAAGAGUUUCAUGCAAUUUUGGAGGAGGAGGAACUAAAAGGUGCUGUGGUUCUCUUAUUUGCUAACAAACAGGACCUUCCUGGGGCACUCGAUGAUGCUUCAAUAACUGAGGCCUUAGAGUUGCACAAGAUUAAAAACCGGCAAUGGUCUAUUUUUAAAACUUCUGCCAUAAAAGGAGAAGGCCUUUUUGAGGGCUUGGACUGGUUAAGUAAUACGCUUAAAUCUGGAGGUGGCUAA
Striga hermonthica is the source of this 336-nucleotide messenger RNA. NCBI's taxonomy places the organism in Eukaryota, Viridiplantae, Streptophyta, Magnoliopsida, Lamiales, Orobanchaceae. The record is from the annotation of a GenBank genome assembly.